Messenger RNA from Notothenia coriiceps (black rockcod), 3050 nucleotides. Its product is annotated as leucine-rich repeat and immunoglobulin-like domain-containing nogo receptor-interacting protein 1-B. The record is from RefSeq and is a predicted model, not a curated record. Gene Ontology annotation, molecular function: protein binding. The transcript has 2 exons. The coding region runs from base 251 to 2122 and encodes 623 amino acids. Gene Ontology annotation, cellular component: plasma membrane. Lineage: Eukaryota; Metazoa; Chordata; Actinopteri; Perciformes; Nototheniidae.
GUGUGAGCCAGCAGAGCUGCCUGUGUGUUUACAUGUCAGCCUAUCAGUGCUGCCGGAUUUAGCGCAUCUGGAGAGGAACGAGGCUUCUCUCAAAUGCCCCUCAGACAAGGGGGAUUCUCAGCGCUGCACACAUCCCUCUUCCCCCGUCUGAAUCCAGCCUGUCGUGAAUCCUGCAUCCCUGUCUCCAUGCUUUCGGAGGCAUUUUGAAUUUCCUUCGCAACAUGGAGCUGCCUGAAUUAGAAUUCUCUGCAUGACAGUCCUGGUACGCAAUAGGAUGGUGUUUGGCGAGGCAGGAGGGCACAGCUACUUGGUGGCAUGCUGGCAGCCCAUCCUUAUCCUCAUGCUGGGCACCGUCCUCUCUGGCUCCACCACCGGUUGCCCCUCCCGAUGUGAGUGCAACGGUCAGGAGCGUUCAGUCGCGUGCAAUCGACGGAGACUGGCAACUCUUCCUGAGGGCAUCCCCACAGAGACUAGGCUGCUAGACCUUAGCAAGAACCGUCUGAAAACACUGGGGCCCGAGGAGUUCAUUAAUUACCCUCAACUGGAGGAGCUGCAACUCAACGAAAACAUUAUUUCGUCCAUUGAGCCAGGGGCUUUUGGCAAUCUCAAUAACCUUCGAACUCUAGGAUUGCGUAACAACCAGCUAAAGCUCAUUCAGCUGGGGGUGUUCACAGGCCUGACCAACCUCACCCAGCUUGAUAUAAGUGAAAACAAAAUUGUCAUUCUGCUCGACUACAUGUUCCAGGAGCUCUACAACCUGAGGGCUCUGGAGGUAGGCGACAAUGACCUGGUAUUCAUCUCACCCCGAUCAUUUCAUGGCCUAAGCAACCUUGAAAGCCUCAACAUUGAGGGACGCAAUCUGGCCUCAGUGCCCACUGAUGCCCUGAGCCAUCUGCAUAACAUCUUGUCACUUCAAUUACGCUAUCUCAACGUCACCGUCAUGAGGGAUUACUCCUUUAAAAGGCUCUAUCGACUCAGAGUGCUGGAGAUUUCUCAAAUGCCUGCCUUGGAUACCAUGACCGCAAAAUGCUUGUAUGGACUCAACCUCACAUCAUUGUCCAUCACAAACUGUAAUCUUACGGUCAUCCCCUACCAAGCCAUCAGUCACCUAAGGCAUCUCCGGUUUUUGAAUCUGUCUUUCAAUCCCAUUCAUACCGUGGAGGGAAACAAACUGUUCAAUCUGCAGAAGCUCCAAGCUUUUCAUUUGGCCGGUGGAAGAUUAGCUGCCAUUGAACCCUACUCAUUCCGAGGGCUCAACCACCUCCGUGUACUCAAUGUGUCCAGCAACAGCCUGAACACCCUAGAGGAGUCUGUCUUCCACUCAGUGGGAAACCUGGAGACUCUGGCUUUGUAUGACAACCCGUUGGCCUGUGACUGUCGCCUGCUCUGGGUCUUUCGCCGGCGGUGGAGGCUCAACUUUAACAGACAACAGCCCGUGUGUGCAUCACCUGACGUUGUUCAAGGGAAAGAGUUCAAAGAUUUCCCAGACAUUCUCCCAUCCGACUAUUUCAUCUGCCAGAAAUCAAAGAUAAUGGAUUAUAAGGUUCAAGUAAGCCAUGUAGAUGAAGGAACUACGGUUAAUUUCGCUUGCAAAGCUGAGGGAAAUCCAGGCCCUGUGAUAAUGUGGCUCUCCCCUAAGAAGAAUUACAUCACUACCAAAUCUGCAGUGUCAAGACUUUCUGUGUCUAAUGAGGGCACACUGGAGGUGCGUUACGCCCAAAUCCAAGACAACGGCACCUACUUGUGCAUUGCAAGCAAUGCAGCAGGCAAUGACACCAAAGCUGCUCACCUUUUUGUGCAUAGCUACUCCCCCAAUUGGCCCCAACAGUCAAAUAAGUCAUUUGCCUUCAUUUCCAACCAGCCAAGCGAUGAAGGCGCUAAUGUGACCCGGGCCACCAUUCAAUUUCCGUUUGACGUUAAGACACUUAUAAUUGCAACCACCAUGGGAUUUAUCUCUUUCCUUGGAGUUGUUCUCUUCUGUCUUGUAAUAUUAUUCCUCUGGAGUCGUGGGAAAAACAAUAUCAAGUCGAGUAUAGAGGUUGAAUAUGUGCCACGUAAAGAGGAACCAGAGGAGGCCAGUCCAACUGAGGAACCCAUACAAUUCAACAUGAAGAUCAUGUGAACCUCAAAUGGAGAAGCUUACAAACAGCAAUCGGGAUUCAUACCACCUUUGCUUCAAAUAUGUACUCAGUUAGUGAGCAAUAUAAAUUGCACAGCAGCAAACGCAUCUUGACAAAAGACCCUUGAAUCUUUCUUUUUUUUUACUACAUGGACUGAAACUUUAAAAGCAAAUGUUGAACUUCAAAUAUUCAAAUUUCUGUAUAUAUGUAUUGGCAAUACUUUAUCAGUAUGUUAACAUGCACUCAACAUAUUCCUUUGUCAAACUAAAUGAGUGAAAUAGUUGGAAAAAGCACAUGGAUCACAGUAGAUGGAUUGGCAAAAAAUGAUAUGUGGGUUUGUGUCUGGAAGGAUGUGGACAUUAGUCUGCAGAUACGGUCUAAUUAUAAGAAAAACUAUUAUAAUUACACAAUAAGAGAAAGAUAUUUUUGUUAUGAUCUUGUUGCCAUGUUUCGCUGUUAUACAUAUGUACAAAGCACAAUAACCGAUGAGAACCUAAGUUCAGUUGCUUAUUAAAAAUGUGAAAGGAAUUUUUGCCAUUUCACAUAGUCCCAUUAUAAGCAAUUGAUAAGUAUGACAUGAGUAUCAUAUCUAUUUUCAAAAGAUAAAUAGAAAAAGGUAACAGGUUGAUAAUAAAGUUAUUUUGUGAGAGAAUAUAGAUGUACUUUCAAUGAAGAAGUCAUGAAAUUGCCAAGAUCAACGUUAAACUUUGAGAAAGAAAAAAUCUGCAUUGCAAGAUCGCAGAUUUGGAAAUAAGUUUGUAAUGUUGAGCAAAUAAUAACUUGUUAUUUAAGAAAAUAUCUGUUAAAAACAAUAUGAUGGUGGAUUAGAAGGACACUUUCUAACCACCCUGCAGGUCUUUUAGAGCAGUAAAUGAUGCCUUUAACAUCAUUAUUUUGUGUUCUGAUUUUUUCCAUUCAACUUGGCAUGUU